UCCUCCACGUCAAGGGUGUCUUUCAAAAUGGCUCCCUCGAGAAGUUGAGGCUCGGUACUGGAAAACAGGAAGUUUCCCUGGUUUUAUUACCUUGCUACUUACUUAUGAUGGAUUUGAUUUUAAAGCCAUGAGUAAUUAUGGAAACAGGUGAGGAUGUUUUGGCAUCUGAGGAAGGAACUCGCGGUGGACCGAGUAAUUGCGAAGGCGGUAUACGUGAAGUUGCACGUCGGCAGGAUCAUCGAACCAGUCGGAAGAAGAAGCUUUCAAGAAAGGUUUCCUUCCCUGAAGAUGCCUUUCUAGUCCGGGCUGUGGACCCAGUUGACCCGUGGGAAAAUGCUGGACAUCACAGCAGUAAAGAAGUAAUAGAUGCCUAUAGAAGUACAUGCAUCAGACUGAAGAUUAAACCUUGUGAAAAGCUCAUUAAACAGCUUGAGGCUUGUGAGAGUUUUGCAGACAGAAUAGAUGUAAUCGACUUGAGAGGUGUUAAACUUGACCCACGGAACUGUGAGGCUUUGGAGGAAGUGUUCAGAAGGGUGAGAACCAAGACAUUGGAUCUUGAAAACACAGGACUUGAGGAUGAUGGUGCUGUUUCACUGCUGGAAAUGAUUGAAUACUACAAAUCAACAUGCAACCUAAACAUGGCAUACAACAGCAAGAUAAAGAUCAGAGGAUGGCAAGCUGUUAGUAGAACUUUAAAAAAGACUCCCUGUUUACAAUACUUGGACAUACGUAACACAGUUUGGACAGAACAGGCUCUUCCUCUCUUGGGGCGCACCCUCAGGCUUGACUGCUGUCUCAGUGUGUUGCACAUGGAGGGUUGUAAUCUGUCAGGGAGACCACUGUUUCUGCUGGUCAGUGCAGUAAAGUUUAACCAGAAUCUCAAAGACUUGUUCCUGGGAGACAACAAACUAACAUCACCAGAUGGGCAGUCAUUAGGUGCUAUGUUGAAGGGUAAUGGAUAUCUUCAGUUGCUUGAUUUAAGAAAUAACCCUUUACAGGACAUGGGUAUUGGUUAUAUUUGUGAGGGUCUGGCUGAACAGCCUCAUGGUGGACUACAGACACUUGUGCUGUGGAAUACCCAACUAACCUGCCAUGGAGCAAUGUUCCUGGCUAAUGCUUUGGUAAGCACCAGCUCUCUUCAAACUCUUAAUCUCGGACACAAUCGAUUGACUAACGAGGGAAUGCACACAUUAAAGGAGGGUCUUUUGAGGAACCACUCUCUUGAAAGACUUGGACUGUUGAAUACAAGACUCUCUAGCGAAGGAAUAAUUGCACUUGCUGAAGUAGUCGCAGAAAGCAAGACUAUUCUAAGAGUGGACCUCCGUGACAAUGACCCAUAUGUUGGAGGGCUGAUGGCUCUUUCGUUGUCACUGAAAGUCAACAAGUCCCUUGUGCGGAUAGACCUGGACAAGGACCUGAAAAAAGAGCCGGGCAUGGAAACAACACAGAGGAUUAUUCUCGCUGACAUCUACAGCUAUUGCCAGCGAAACAAAGUUUUAGCCAAAGAACGAGAAGAAAGAGAGCUGGCUACUGAAAGCCAGACUGAGGAGGGAAGGAUCAGUGAAACAGACAGCAUUAUCCAUGAUGUCAAAGAACACGUAACAGAUGCGGUGUCUCACGUUGAAAACGAGAAUGCAUCUUGCUCGCCGAAGCUGAUUCAGUUGGAGAACCCUCCGGAUAUUGCACAAGAGCUUAAAGUUCUAACAUCGGACUAUCCUGGCCUGUCACGAUUCACAGUUACGGCUGUAUCAGAUGAGGAACAGCAGCCAAACCAAGACGGUACUUUUAGUGAUGAGGACUUUGUUCCCCUUGUGGAUUUAUCGAACGCGAAUUGUUCGUCAAACGAGCAAGAUAUAAGCGGUUGCGAUACGAGCGUGAACGAUGUGUUACGUGACAAGGUGUCAGGUGUUUCGCUGAGUGACACGGACGCCUCUAACAGCACAUUCAGUUCACUGUCGCAACCCACCGCAUCUCCAUUGAUUCCUGCUCUGGUUCAGAGUGAUGAGCGGACUUCAGCCUCUUCUCCUUUACCUGAAGGAAAUAAACCAGAGCUGGACUUGUUGAGCAGCGUGUCUGUCAAGGAAACAAAUCACAAUCCACAUCUCAACCAUGCAAUCAACAAUCAGGAUUUUUGGCCAGGCCAAAUGGACGGCUUGAUGAUAGGCUCAACAAAGUUGCCCACCCCUCCCUCCACAGUGUCUCCGAAUAACGACGGUGCCGUAGUGGACCUUCUUAGCUGAAGGAGAAAUUGAAUGCAUUUUUUACAGACAAGCAUUUUGAAGAUUUGUUGUCGUAGAGAUCAGCAUGGCUUAUUCGCUGCGGCGAUUUGACCUAAAGGCUGUAUCAUAGUAUUAAUUAUUGAGGGAUUAAAUGCUAUUAUUACCAACUCCUUAUGAACUUUACAAAUUCAGUUUAUUUUAUAGAUCGCUGCGCGAAAAGCUUUGAACCAUGCCACAUUUUGUUCGAAGCUCUUCAUAAGACAUAAUUUUGAUCUUACGGAAAAUUUUGCAGCGAGCGAGGUAAUUUGAAGAAUUCAAAAGUAAAUAGAGCCUGUCUUGGUAUGUAUUUGUCUUUAUGGUAAGCGAUUUCGUGACAUUUUGGUUUCUAAGAUAACUAGUCACGCAAACGUUUGCAAUGACAAUGACCUUAGCAGUGCUAGAUGAAAUAUUAAAGAACGUUUUGUUCAAUGUCAGUCACGAGCAACUGCGCCCCUACCCCUCCCCCCCUUCAACCCAACAACAGUCAGUUGGUAAUAAGUUGGAGUUCAUGUUGAGUUGGGGGGGGGAGUGGGGGUAAGUGCGCAGUUGCUUAGACAUUGACAUUGAUCCCAACUUUUUGUAUGUUUCCUGUUUUAUAUUCGAAGGAAAAAUUGAAAAAAAGGUAGACUUAAGUUUGAACUAGUUAUAGCUAAAAUGUCUUAUCAAAGGUAAAACCAUAACUAAAGAUGUCUUGAUCUUUUUCCGUCAAUGAUCUGUCUUUCUAUGAAUUCUUCCUUGUACCGUCUCGUUUACGUCUUCUUUUCCCCCUUCCCUUAAUGUUAUAUAGCAUGGUUAAUUGUCUGAAGCGAGCUCAGCUUAAGUGGUGUUAAAACGCAGUGUAGAUUUUUUUGUUGUAGUAUGAAAUUCUCCUUACUUGUCGUGAAAGAAGUGUAUGGUACGGCUAAGGAGAGUUCACAUCUUAAGCUAGAUGUUAGAACGAUUUCCUUAGAAAUGACAAAGAAUUUUAUGAAUUAUUGCAAAUAAUUAUUACUUUUUUUAGCCUUUAUUAAGAUUAUGUUAAAACCUUUACCGCAAUACAAACGGGAAUACUUCUUUGUUAUUAGGAACUCUGGACAUACACUUUAUUAUUAUUGACUCAUUAAUAGAUAAUCCGUCAUUUUACACGCUAAAAAAUGGAUCACGAAUCCAAAGAAAGCAUUUCUUGAAUCAUUUUUCCCAACGAAAAAUCUCGUCGACUUCCUUAGUGUAAUAAACGAGUGAAACCGUG
This is a messenger RNA of Pocillopora damicornis (cauliflower coral), 3486 nucleotides long. RefSeq names its product protein phosphatase 1 regulatory subunit 37. Gene Ontology annotation, molecular function: protein binding. NCBI's taxonomy places the organism in Eukaryota, Metazoa, Cnidaria, Anthozoa, Scleractinia, Pocilloporidae. The record is from RefSeq and is a predicted model, not a curated record.